Messenger RNA from Racocetra persica, 142 nucleotides. NCBI's taxonomy places the organism in Eukaryota, Fungi, Glomeromycota, Glomeromycetes, Diversisporales, Gigasporaceae. The record is from the annotation of a GenBank genome assembly.
AGCUAACAAUUCUCACAAAUUAAGAGGAGGUGUAGUGUUUGUUGAUAAAAUUCCUAAAAGUCUAUCAGGAAAGAUUUUGAGGAGGGUGUUGAGGGCUGGUAAAGGUUUUAAAGUGCUUACGUUAGAAAAAGCACGUCUAUGA